AUGGACAAACGAAAGAUGUUGGCGAAAAGGCCACGUAUGGACGUGCGAGGUCCCAUCGCAAAUGGGCCGAUGCAAUCAAGGCCUUUAGUAGCUCUUUUAGACGGGCGUGAUUGCUCCAUUGAAAUGCCCAUAUUGAAAGAUGUUGCCACGGUCGCUUUUUGCGAUGCACAAAGCACUUCGGAAAUUCACGAAAAGGUUUUAAAUGAGGCAGUUGGUGCCUUAAUGUGGCAUACUAUUAUACUUACUAAAGAAGAUCUCGAAAAAUUCAAAACGUUGAGAAUCAUAGUUAGAAUUGGCUCUGGUGUGGAUAAUAUUGACGUAAAGGCCGCCGGAGAACUUGGAAUAGCCGUGUGCAAUGUUCCAGGAUAUGGCGUCGAAGAAGUAGCGGAUACAACACUCUGUCUCAUACUUAAUUUGUAUAGGCGUACAUAUUGGCUUGCAAGCAUGGUGCGCGAGGGUAAAAAAUUCAAUGGGCCGGAACAAGUUCGUGAAGCUGCACAAGGUUGUGCUAGAAUACGUGGAGACACACUUGGUAUUGUUGGUCUAGGGCGCAUAGGUUCCGGAGUAGCAUUAAGAGCCAAGGCUUUUGGAUUCAACGUGAUAUUUUACGAUCCGUAUUUGCCUGAUGGCAUAGACAAAAGUUUGGGUUUGACUCGAGUUUAUACAUUACAAGAAUUGCUGUUUCAAAGCGAUUGUGUUUCACUGCAUUGCACUCUCAACGAACACAACCAUCAUUUAAUUAAUGAGUUUACAAUUAAACAAAUGAGGCCAGGAGCAUUCUUGGUAAAUACAGCUCGGGGAGGUUUAGUUGAUGACGAGAGUUUGGCGGCAGCCCUAAAGCAAGGUCGGAUACGAGCCGCAGCAUUAGAUGUUCAUGAAAAUGAACCUUACAAUGUAUUCCAGGGUCCGUUAAAAGACGCCCCAAAUUUACUAUGUACACCACAUGCUGCUUUUUACUCAGAUGCUUCAUGUACGGAACUUAGGGAAAUGGCGGCAAGUGAAAUAAGAAGAGCGAUUGUAGGAAGAAUACCUGAAUGUCUUAGAAACUGUGUUAAUAAGGAAUAUUUCCUUCCCAGUGGCGGUUAUCCUGAAGGUAUCAACGGGGGAUAUUACGCUGGAGCUCUUCCCGUUCAACAAGCCCACUCAACAACUCCACAUGAGGUGCCCCACUCUGUUGGAAGCGGAAGUGCUGGAGGGCCUCCGAGCGCCACAGCUGGUUCGGUGUCGGGAAUUCCACACACACUGCCGCUAAGUGCGCCCGAUCCAGCCAAUCAUCAUUCUCAAAAACCUGAGCCGUCUGAGGUACAUUAA
This is a messenger RNA of Pediculus humanus corporis (human body louse), 1311 nucleotides long. Its product is annotated as C-terminal-binding protein, putative. The transcript has 8 exons. NCBI's taxonomy places the organism in Eukaryota, Metazoa, Arthropoda, Insecta, Psocodea, Pediculidae. The record is from RefSeq and is a predicted model, not a curated record. The coding region runs from base 1 to 1311 and encodes 436 amino acids. Gene Ontology annotation, molecular function: NAD binding; transcription corepressor activity; oxidoreductase activity, acting on the CH-OH group of donors, NAD or NADP as acceptor.